Messenger RNA from Cryptococcus deneoformans JEC21, 1901 nucleotides. RefSeq names its product long-chain fatty acid transporter, putative. Gene Ontology annotation, biological process: fatty acid metabolic process. NCBI's taxonomy places the organism in Eukaryota, Fungi, Basidiomycota, Tremellomycetes, Tremellales, Cryptococcaceae. The transcript is spliced from 7 exons. Bases 86 to 1462 code for a protein of 458 amino acids. The record is from RefSeq and is a predicted model, not a curated record. Gene Ontology annotation, molecular function: fatty-acyl-CoA binding.
GCAUGCCUGAUACAACCCUGCAAAUAUAUCAUUCCUCUGAUAAACUUAGUGUCCUAUAAUCUAAAGCCAGUCGACCAGGCAGACCAUGGAUAGCGCCACUGCAGGCCUCGACGCGCAGUUCAAUCGCGCUGUGGACAUAGUACAGAGUCUCCCGAAGGGUGGCACCAUACAGACAACCUACGAAGACAAGCUAUGGCUAUACUCACUUUACAAGCAAGCUAUCGAAGGUGAUGUUGCAGUCCCCCGCCCUGGUAUGCUUGAUCUUUUAGGCAAAGCAAAAUGGGAUGCAUGGAACAGGCAGAAGGGGAUCGAUAAGCCUCAGGCAAAAAGGCUUUAUGUCAGUGCCCUUGUCAAAAUUUUAAGGAAAUGUGCCGAUGCUAAAGAUGUUCAAAGAUACUUGCAGAUCCUGGAGCACGAGAGCGGGUAUGAAUACCCUCUGCAUAUUCCAUCAUGCCCUGCGUCACCCGCAUCAUCUGCCUCCUCAUAUCACUCCUCUCAGGCUUCUCCCGCCCUACUUCCUCAGUCCAGUAACUCGCCAAUUGUUCCCCCACACGACAUAUCUCCUUUAACCCCAUCACUACCGCCGCCAGACGAUGCGCCCAAUUUUAUACCUCCCUCAUCUCACCAUUCACGCAAUCCGCCUUCAUUGUCUUCUAUGCAAGAACAGAGGAAUGAAGUACUUGAUGCCGUCGGUAGAACAGGUAGAGAUGGGAACAUGAGGGAUCAAAGGCCAUCAAGCGCACAGAAUCUAACGAGUGAAAGCCAGAUACAUGCUGCAAUGCCGCUAGAUAGGAUUACAGGUAUAGAGAGAGAGGCCGUAUCCGGUAAAUCCGGUUCGGUUCACUCCCCAAGGCGACAACGACGCGAUUCCCAAGCCUCGGCUCGAUUAGCAAGUCCCUUGCCCCAUCCAACUGUGGGCAGCAGAGAUUUCUUAGGCACCCCGGAAACCAUAAGCUCUCCUUUUCUGGGUCUCAAUCAACCAACACCUAUGUAUUCUCGUCGCCCGGGAUCGACUUCUACUUUCUCCAACUCUCAAGCAACCAACAUUCCGUAUACUUUGCAGCAAAUCCAGACUUCGUUGACAGCGCUGCAUGAGAGGCUCUCCACUUUGGAGAGAACUCAAGCCCUCAUUUUGAGGAGGGAUGAAAGGAGAAAGAGCUGGUUUUCUUGGGAGGGACAUGAGAGCGAGGAGCUUGAUAACUGUGAGAAUGAUCAAGCCAAGGAAAUGUGGGGUAGAACAGGGGUGACAACGGUUACCAAGGUUAACGCAAAAAAGAAAUCUAUUUCAAUGAGGGUUUUAUGGUUUCUAGUGAAAACGUUGAGACGUGCCCUGAUGGAUGUUGGAAUAGGAAUGAUGGUCACGCUCAUAGUUAUUAUGGUGUUGAAUGGAGGCUGGGGCCGGGCGCGGUGGAUGAUUUUGAAAUACAAAGAAAGGUUGAGGAGAUUCCUUACCGAGCAAUGAUCGAAUAUUCAUGAAAUUACCCGUGUUGUAAGAGGAGGCGAAGUCACGAUAUGUCAUUGGUCUAUGUAUUACAUGGAAUGUUGAAUGAUCAGAAGAACCGCCACCAUAUGAACAAGAUGAUGAAAAAGGCAAUUCCCCCUAUUGGCGCCCAUUUACGAAUGAGUGCUUCAAGAUUAAUGUUUCGGGCCGCUUUGCGGUACUUGGCUGACUCUGAUCGCAGGGAGGUGGAGAGCUGUGACAUCCCUGCAUACAGCUGUUAGGAAUAAAUAUGGCCCGGUAUGGCAAGAAUGACUCACGAUCAAGGCUGUCUCCUCUCCAAAGCAAAUCCUCCAUAUUCUUAGUCAUGAUUUGAGUCACAUCCUUGAGGUUUUCAUUGAGUUGGUCAAGUCGCGAAUUAGGUGCGGCAGGGCCUCCCCCUUGAGUAAGGGAGCGUGAAUCG